Messenger RNA from Python bivittatus (Burmese python), 3192 nucleotides. It is a transcript of the gene ACTL7A, whose product is annotated as actin like 7A. NCBI's taxonomy places the organism in Eukaryota, Metazoa, Chordata, Lepidosauria, Squamata, Pythonidae. The record is from RefSeq and is a predicted model, not a curated record.
ACACACCAUUAUAGCUUCACAGUGCUGUAAGUAGUUCAGGCUGAAAGGAGCUAAGAGACUUCACUUCAUCCAGCUAAAUAAGAGUUGUUAAUUUUUUUAAAAAGCUCAGUGUUUAUCUUAAUUAUCUCUGUUGGUUGCAAUUCUAUGUAAUCUGGCAGUCUCACUGAACUCAAUGAGCUUAUUUCUGAGCAGGCACAAAUGAAAUUGUACAUUUAGGUAUAAUCCGGUAAUUCAUGCUUCUAACUUCAGGGGUACCAGUCCAAAUAAAUGUUUGUAUUCAUGGGAUUAAAAAAAAGAACCCUACUGAGACGUUUCCAUGGGGCAAGCAAAACAAAUUUAAAUAGCAAUAGAAAUAAACAGAUAGAACAUUGAAAUGGAUCCAACAAUUCAUCCUUUGAACAGCAUCAACCAAUUAGCUAGAAUAGUCCUUAAAAUUGAUCUCCAAGCAAUUCCACAACCUCGUUGCUAUUGUAGAAGUCUUUGGAAACCCAGCUGAAGGUAAAUCAAAAGACAAAAUAUGUAAGGCUGGGUGUCAGCCUUUGAUGUGGGGCUCCAUAGGCAGGUGAGCUAGGGUGAAGAGAGGUUAUAAAACCCUCCCCUUGCCAUUUUUUGUGCCUCAACUCUUCCAAAUGGCCGAGACAGCUCUUCCAAAUUCUCUGGGGUGCCUUGUUUCACCAAUUCAUCUCUUAGCUUGUCAGCAAGUCCUCAAAAUUGGUUAAUCAGAGCCAAAACAUUCUAUCCCACAUCUCUGGUAAAUAAUUGAAAAUUUGAUGUGUAUGCAGAAAUUAUGUUGGCCAUUGCUUUCAAUAAUGGGCACAGCCCAUUUGGCUGUCUCUUCUUUCACCAAACCUAGAACAAAUAUCAUCUUGAUGAGAUCUGUAGGAAGUUCUGUCAUCCAACCUGCCAUAAACCAUCUCAGUGUGGAGUUGUGAAAGUUGGAAUUGAUCCUGAGCUUUUCCAAACUGUUCUGGCAAACUCCCACGCAAGUGCAGAAGUAUUGGUUGGGCUGCCAGCUGCUGUGCCAUUGUUGGUUGAGGCGAGCCUUGUCCCAAAUGCUGUGCUAGUUGCACCACAGCAUUUUCAUGUUUGCACUUGUGGGUGUUGCAAUAAUGCUGCAGCAAGAUGUUUAGCAGACGGGUGCCCUGAGGAUCAGAUGCUAUAUCUUCGAUCAAAGGCAAGAUUCUCUGCCUCUCCUAAUAAAAGGAGUUUUCAAGAUUGGUGUCAGCCCUUCAAGAUAGGCCAAGGCAGGAAACAGACUCCACAAGAUAUACUGGAUCUUUAAUUUAGGCUAUAGUAACAAUCUUGAAAGCCUUUUCCCUUCCUCGUGCUGAAGAGAGCCAGUUUAAAUUUCUUUCUAGAGUUGUCUUCUUUCCUCUGUUUAAAUCAUGUUUGGCUAACUGCUGCAUUCCUUCUCCAAGGUCAUAUCUGUGGUUCUUUAAGCUGGACUUGUAUGAUUGCUGGACCACAAACUUGCAAGCCAUGUUUUAGCCUAAAAUGUGUGAACUUAAUUUGUAUGGUUCAGUAUACUGUACAAACAUAACCUAAAAAGCCUUCUUUUCUGGAUCUUAAGUGUAGGUAAAAUUGAAUUUAGGCAGCUUACCCUUUUAGGACAGUCAUCUCCAAAUUGAUGCUCCCAGCUGUGUUGGAAGUACUGCUCUAAGAAUUCCCAUUAUGAUGUCACAAUGCUUACUGUUGGUGUCAUCAGGACUCUAAAUCAUGUCCAUUCCUGCCAUUUGAAAUGGUGGUCAGUACAUGGAGAGUAGGCAUAUAUGAGCAUCAGGAAAUAAAAUGUCAAGCAGAGGAAGUGCAAGUUCUGGCUCUCUGCCAUCAAAGAAAGGACCAAUAGUUAAGCAUAGCACCAAAUUUAGAGAAGAGGGAGAGUCAACUCCAAGGAGGAUAGUAAAGGAGACAAGAGCUGUUGUCAUAGAUAUUGGUACCGGCUCCUGCAAAUGUGGAUUUGCUGGAGAACAAAAGCCAACGCAUGUGAUUUCAUCUACUGUGGGCAAGCAUAUCCAGGAGACAGCAAAAACUGGAGAUAACAGGAAGGAAACUUUUGUUGGAAGAGAACUUCAGGAUGCAACAAUACCCUUAAAGCUUGUCAAUCCUUUAAGACAUGGAAUAAUAGUGGACUGGGAUUCUGUUCAAGAUAUCUGGGAAUAUAUUUUCCUUAGGGAGAUGAGGAUUCGACCUGAAGAACAUGCUGUCUUAGUAUCAGACCCUCCUCUAAGCCCUACUACCAACAGAGAAAAAUAUGCAGAAAUGCUCUUUGAAACAUUUUGCACCCCUGCCAUGCAUAUUGCUUACCAGUCAAGAUUGUCAAUGUAUUCUUAUGGAAAGACCUCAGGUCUUGUUGUAGAGAGUGGUCAUGGUGUCUCCUAUGUAGUUCCCAUUUACGAAGGAUAUACCAUGCCAAGCAUUACUGAAAGAGUGGACUAUGCUGGAUCGGAUGUCACUCAAUACCUAAUGAAGUUAUUAAAUGAGAGUGUGAAAUUAUUCACAGAGAAAGACUGGAAUAUCUUAGAAGAUAUCAAAGAGAACUAUUGUUUCACUUCACUGGAUUAUCAACAUGAUGCAGCUGCACCUCCCAGGAAGUAUGAGAUUGAAUAUGAGCUUCCUGAUGGGCAAACUAUCAUUAUUGGCAAAGAGAGAUUCUUGUGUUCUGAAAUGCUCUUUAAGCCAUCCUUGAUAAACUCACAGCAGUUGGGACUUCCUCUCCUGACCAUGACUUCCCUCAACAAGUGUGAUGUCACCCUAAAAAAGAACCUGAUGGGCAACAUCUUGUUAUGUGGGGGCUGCACCACGCUCAAAGGCUUUGCUGACCGCUUCCAGAGAGAGCUGAUUAGAAUGUGCCCAAAUGAUAAUCCCAUUUCAUCAGCUUCUCCGGAAAGGAAAACAUCUGUCUGGACUGGAGGCUCCAUCCUGGCAUCUCUCAAGGCUUUCCAGCAGCUUUGGGUUCAUAGGAGAGAAUAUGAAGAACGUGGUCCUUUUUACAUCUACCGGAAAUGUUUCUAAAUCCCCAGCAUGAAUCCCUUCACCUAGAGCCUGUUCAACUGGAUGCAGUUUGGUUGAAGGAAAGGACACACUUUCCCUGCCACCCCAGUAAUACCAACCUGAAUGUUACAUGGUCUGGAUUACAUUCUGUUCUCUGUGUAUUAAAAGCUCAUUGUUGUAACAGCAAAAGAGGGUGUUCCU